Molecule: messenger RNA, 1260 nt
Organism: Acanthosepion pharaonis
Lineage: Eukaryota; Metazoa; Mollusca; Cephalopoda; Sepiida; Sepiidae
Source: the annotation of a GenBank genome assembly
AUGACUGUACCUAUGUUACCAAUUGCUUCAGCAUCUGUUUGGCUUCUCGUACUGCUAAUGGUUGCCCUUGGAGGACGUGUCUUUGGAUGGAUUGUGACAGUUGUGGCCCCCAUAGCAAUUUCAUGCACUUUGGUUGUAUUAGGCUACGGGCUUGCCAGACUAGAUCAGGGACCAACCAGGGACAUGUUGAAGCAAAUCUUCACACUGCCGGAUGUAAAACCAACAUUUUAUACAUCAGAGGAUUUUCUUAAGAGAUGUAUGGAUUCCUUUGUACACAUCCAGAUGGCUCUACCUUUGUGGUUUGGCAUUGCUCCCACCAUGGGUAAAAUGACAGGAUUUGGAAAAAUUCGUAAAAACUUAACAUGGUUAUUGAUGACAAUAAUGUAUGGUGUGUUUUGGAUGUUACCCACUCUUACAAUGGCUCCCUAUUUGGGAAAUCUCAUUUUAAAAUCACAAGCUCUAUUUACAGAUGUUCCUCUCAAUGGUUAUGCUCUCAUCUUUGAUACAAUGGCAACUGCCUUCAGCUAUUUACGCAUACCCCCGGUUUAUGCCUUAUUAUUUUACCUAUCUAUAUUUCUAUAUCAUGUUCUAUUUUUGUGUGUUGCCAUUCUAACACUUGUGGAUAACAUCAUGGAGUCUCUCAUUCCAUGUUUGGAGAGAAACUCCAUCAAUAAGACUUUUAUCAAUGUUGUUGUCACUUUUCUUGUUGUUGGUGUCAUCAAUGCUUUGGGAGUACCACACACCACAAAUGCUGGACCAUACUUCAAUGUCCUGAUGAUUGUUUCAUUGGAGAGGCUGGUGUUCUUGGUGGUAGUCUUGACCUUCAUAGGACUUAUUGUGGUCUAUGCAAAGCAGAAUUUUUCCUUAGCUGAACGCAUCAUGAUGGGUGUCUGGUUUGCUCUGGCCUGUUUAGCAACUGCUGGUCUUUGGGUUUAUAAGUUUGUCCAUGGACAUGAUGAAUUGCAUUAUAAUGGUAAUGUCUACUCACAAACUUGGGAGACAAUUUCCUGGAUUGUAUCUGGAGUACCAUUUGUGUUUGUUGUUGUUGGAGCUAUCCAUGCAAUUAUGGUUGGGCGUGGUUCCUGUUGCCAGCGUUUCAUGGGAACAUUUCAAGAGUCUUCAAGCCGAUCUCGCGUAGACAAUGGAAGGACGUACCACUGUGCUGAACCAAGCGCCCCUCCAUAUGCCUACAUGGAUGGGGAUGUCUUUCCAAUGGACAACUUACCAUAUACGUCAGAUCCAGACCUGGAUCCAUUAUGA